Messenger RNA from Drosophila guanche, 1111 nucleotides. RefSeq names its product carbonic anhydrase 1 (gene CAH15). Gene Ontology annotation, molecular function: zinc ion binding; carbonate dehydratase activity. The transcript has a single exon. The record is from RefSeq and is a predicted model, not a curated record. Bases 1 to 936 code for a protein of 311 amino acids. Lineage: Eukaryota; Metazoa; Arthropoda; Insecta; Diptera; Drosophilidae. Gene Ontology annotation, cellular component: cytoplasm.
AUGUUGGAUCAUUUUUGGGACAUCACCGAAACGAAUGCGUUUAAGAUAAUCCUCUGCCUGUUUAUUUCCGCUUUGAUAAUUUACGGUGUGAGAAUCAGCUGUCUGGAUUUCAGUCAAGCCAAGAGAUCGAGUGCCGCAAGAGGAUUAAGCCCGUCUGCCGGUCCAGGUGGAUCGCUCAACACUUUUGACUAUGGAGCUAUUCGAGGUCCCCACAGCUGGAUUGUGCCUAGCAACAAUCAGAGCCCCAUCAACAUCGACCAACGAAGCAUGGAGAACAUUUACUUCGAAACACCGCUGGAGUGGACAAACCUGGAAAUUAUGCCCGCUGCCAUCCGCCUGGAGAACAACGGCCACACUCUGGUGCUGCGCGCCUCCUAUCCACGAUGUGUGCCCUCGAUUGGCGGCUGGGAUCUGCUGGGGCGCUUUGAACUUCGAGAGAUCACCUUCCGCUGGAGCUGGUCGAGCAACAUGGGCUCGGAGCACACCGUCGACAACCGCCACUUUCCGCUGGAGAUGCAGUGCCUCCACACGCUGUCGCAGACCUCGGGCAUUAUUUCUAGCCAGAAUGUUCUGAUGAUCUCCUACAUGUUCGAGGUGGGCCAGGACAAUCCUUACAUGGAUGUGCUCACCCAGCAUAUCGUGGCCAUCAAGAGGGCGGGCCGCUCUGUGGAGGUUUCCCCCUUCCCCAUCAGCUACCUCAUGACACCGUUCUACACAGAGUUCUUCAGCUACCAAGGGUCGCUCACGCAGCCACCCUGCCAUCGUGGAGUCGAGUGGCUCAUCAAUCCCCGUGCCCUGGCCAUCAGUGAACGUCAGCUGAACGCGUUCCGCCAACUGCGAAGCUACCAAGGCGCACACAUCGGCUUCAACGCUCGACCCGUGCAGCCACUCGAAGAUCGUACGGUCUUCUACAAUCUUUAUCGUAUUUGGCGAUAGCUCUCCCUAGGACAGAAUAUUCUGUUCCUAAACUCAGCACCAAACAUGAUAUGGAUGCUGGGAAUGAAUUCAGCAUUUCUGAUGCAUCAAUUCUCAAGUCUGCGAACAUCUAUCUAUUCCUUUCUGCAAGCAUCUCAGAGACAAUAUAUUUUAUAUACAAGAUCCGAUGGCAGGG